AUGGAUUCGGCGGGCUCUAAAACCCGAUUCAUGCCGUUGUACCAAUGGUGUAAAGGGAGGGAGCGUGGAUUACAACCGCGUUUCGGCGAUGCAGACACAAUUCACCGCACCAUCUACCGGUCGCUGGAACCGAAAAAGAUCUGGAAUGAUCCCGGCCGUUUCUCCAGCAUCGUGCGGGACUACGGCGGAACGUACAAUCUGGAAUUCUCGCAUGACGGCUCGCUGCUGGUGGCGGCAUGCGAGAAAAAAUCGAUUGUUUUGUUUGAUCCACUCACGGAGAUACAAAUAUGCGCGGUUAAAAAUGCCCACAACGACAGCGUAAACUGCAUAAAGUUUAUAGAUGAUCGGCUCUUCGCCACCUGCUCCGAUGAUACAACGGUUGCUUUGUGGGACAUCCGUAACCUAAGUAGCAAACUUCGCACCCUGAACGGGCAUACUGGCUGGGUGAAGAACGUAGAGUACUCAAAGCGUGACAGCGUGCUACUAUCGUCCGGGUUCGAUGGGUCGAUCUACGCCUGGGAGAUUAACAAUUGCACUGAAUACGGCUCCGUGUGCCGGCGAGUCCUGCAUACUUCUGGGCUGCUGCGAACACGUUUGACGCCGGAUGAGAAUCGGUUAGUGCUCAGCACGAGCAGCGGAUAUCUGCUGAUCAUUCACGAUCUCGAUCUUGCCAACCUCGCGGGAGAUCUCGACGGGUUUUACCCGAAUGUCUACCGGUUAAUGCAAUUCGGCAGGCAGCUUAUCCCGAUGGCGGCCCGAUUCAGGCACAUGUUUUACAGUAAGCGCAAGAAGAAUCGCGUGGAGCUGGUGACCGACUUUCCAGCCGACAACUCUCCGGAAAUGGUGAGCGGCCUGACGAUUCAUCCGCAGGGCUGGUGCACUCUAAGCCGAAACGUUUCUUGCGACGAAAAAACCGAAUGGUCCGUAGUUCACGAUAUUCAGGAAAUGCCACAAAACGACGAUCUGGAUCAUGAUGAAGAGGAGCUGCUUGAGCGCGAAAACGAACGUCGCGGUGAGGAAGAAACGAAAGACGACAGCGCGGAUGUGGCACCGCGAAUACAGCCAAGCACGAGCGGGUUACGGUUAACCCGAGCCAAUCAUAUGGGCAGCGUGUUUCGUCUCAACGUAACCAUGCGUGAAAUGGUAUCGUCAAACAGUGCAAGCAGGGAACGUCCCGGAGAGGCGAGCACCAGCCGGAGCGCGGCUUCGGAUCGUAAUAAUGAAGCACCAUCCGGGUCCAGCUCCGGUUCACUGCAACAAGAAGUCGAGAACAUGGAGGCUGGUCCAAGCACGCAACCCUCAACGCCCUGGAAUGUGAGCGGACGAAACAGGCGUGGUAGCCGGAUGAUGGGCACGGGACGCAACGCACGCUCCGACAUCUCUAGUACGGACAUCUGGGCAACGGAGGUAAUGUUUCGAGACCGCAAUAAUCUGUCCAAUACGAACGUGCGAAACAACCGAGGUCAAAUUUACGGCAUAGUUUCGGGCGUCAGCUCGUCCCCUAGUACCGGGUACUCGGGUGCCGGCAGGAAACGCGUUUGCAGAAACGUGGCUCGCAAUACGGCUCGCAUGCUUUAUUACAUUCAGGAGUCCAACACAAACCAGGGCUACAUGAAGGAAUCUUGUUUCUCGCCAGACGGUAGAGUCAUUUGUUCGCCGUACGAGAACGGCUUCCGGUUGUUGGCAUUCAAUGAAAACUGUAACGAGCUUCAAUACGCCACCAAUCUGUCGAGCAACGAUGACGCAAAGCAGCUGAUAGAAGUGAAGCGCAAGCAGUGCCACUCGUCGCUGGUCGUUAGUAGCCAGUUUAGUCCUCGCUUUCCUUUACUUGUCACCGGGUGUUUACGGGGGAAAAUAGUCUGGUACCAGCCAGCACUAAAUUGAUGCUUCAUCGUGGCAACACUGUAUUCCCACUGCCUAGCCAAACUGCAUUCGUUCAGGAUGGCAAACCAACAAAUAAUCUAAUCAUCAUCAUUACAAGAUACAAGGACUGCUAGGUAAAGCUGGUUUUAAUGAAAAAAAAAACAAAAACAAAACCCGUCUACAACAAGUUGGAUCGAUCGGAUCGUGGCUAGUACAUUACUAGCAAGCGGAGUGAAACGAAUGAAAGUGUACUAGUGUGUAUCAUUCGCCGUAAAGAAGCAUAAUAAA
Molecule: messenger RNA, 2151 nt
Organism: Anopheles nili
Lineage: Eukaryota; Metazoa; Arthropoda; Insecta; Diptera; Culicidae
Product: DDB1- and CUL4-associated factor 10
Exons: 1
Coding region: 1-1884 (627 amino acids)
Cellular component (GO): Cul4-RING E3 ubiquitin ligase complex
Molecular function (GO): protein binding
Source: RefSeq, a predicted model, not a curated record